Messenger RNA from Myxocyprinus asiaticus (Chinese sucker), 8005 nucleotides. RefSeq lists its product as uncharacterized. The coding region runs from base 5770 to 6798 and encodes 342 amino acids. The record is from RefSeq and is a predicted model, not a curated record. NCBI's taxonomy places the organism in Eukaryota, Metazoa, Chordata, Actinopteri, Cypriniformes, Catostomidae. The transcript is spliced from 9 exons.
GCCAUCUGGGCCUGAAGCUUUCCUCAGAACACUUGUAAUUAAGAGUGUAUUAUAACGGUUUUGAUGUAGCAGACUGAAUAUGUCGAGUAAAAGGUAAAUAUGCAACUGUGGGUCUAAAAUGGGUGGGGCUUUGCUGUACGGAAGUUGUUAUAAAUAUAUAUAUAUAUAUAUAUUUAGAUUAUUUAAAUUUUUCAUUCUGUAUUUUCAAUACAGCUAUUAACGUGUUAUUAUCCAAGUAUAAAUUGUUGUUCAGACAAAUGGUUCAGACAUCACGUGGUAGUUGUUACUUUUCUCAGCGCUGGACAGGAAAUUGUUAAAUUGUUUUAUAAAGAUAAUUGAGGCGGAUUUACAUUCCAGCAGGUGGCAUGGUGGUGCCAUCUAAAACUUUCAUGAUUAUGCGCAUUAUUGGAACUAAUUCUGUUUAUACACUCCCUAACACAAUAGUGUGUACUAACUUCCAUUCUGAAAAGAACAGCAGCAUCCGCUACAGAAAUUCAGACGGCUUUUAUGGUUAUAAAUGGUGAUUGUAGGGUUGCUACCCGUUCCGUAAAAUACGGGAUCGUCCCGUAUUUGAUACGGGACGCGAUUUGCGGUCAGAUGGCGUCACGGUGAAAUCGUUCCAGAUCGCUAAUUUAACAUUGCUAUAAGUUGGAAAAUGUGCCUAUGGUGGGUAAAGGACAGUCCAAAAAGUCCACAAAUGGUGCUAAAACUGUGUGUGUGUUUAUAUAUAUAUAUAUAUAUGUUCAGUAAGAUCAAACAAUAUAUGAAUAAAAUCACUGAGUCAUAAGGAUAAGUACAGGUGAAGGAAGAAGAAGAAAAAUACGUAUAAACCAACCAAAAUGUAUACAUAAAUAAGAUAAAGGAGACAAAUAAUCGAAAAGAUAAAAAUACAUAUAUUUUUAACAUAUAAAAAGUGUAUUUUUAUUUUUUUUAUAAGUCAGGGGUCAGGAAAGUUCUAAUUUUAGCAUAUAAGAAAUGAUAUAACAUUUUUAUUAAUAACGCAUAUUAACUAAAACUGUGGAGGAUGUGGUGAGGGGCCAUGACCCCCCACCCCCCAAUUUAAGUUUCACUUAUUUUAAAACUUCAAAAGUGGCAACCACAGUCUCUAUGGUAAUGUGUUGGCUUCUAUUGGUGGAACCAUUAGGCAACAUACAGUAUCAGGGACAUUCCAGAAUUGGAGGGCAAUUUGGGCAUCAAUACUCUUCCAAAUUUGACUUUUCAAAUUUUUUGUCAUGUAUUUUAAGAAAAGGGGUAAUAAACCUUUAGAAAACUGUAUUCGUUCAGCUUAGGUGUCAAAUAUAAAUUUGAAACCUUUUAAGAAAACUGAUGAGGGUGUAACCCUGUGACUCAGAAAAUGGUAACAGGAUUGCACACUAAUGAUAAUAUUAGCAGUUUCUCAAGGAUCGAUGCUAAUUUGGGAACGUAACGUCAAUGUCAAGAUCAUGACAGUCAUAUUUGUUAAAUAAACAAAGAAAACUUUGAAGUAAGUACUCUUUUAUACUGAAUAUUAGUAACAGGGUUGAAUUGUUUAGAUUGACGAAGGCAACCAAUGUUGAACAGAUUAUACAAAUAUUGAAAAUGGAAGAAUUAAAUUACUUUUCUUCUGGCCAUGCUGUUAGCAAAUUUCUUGAUGAUGUAAUUCCCUGUUUGCCAUGUGACCUAUUGUUUUUCUAUUUCCUUUGUCAGGCUAGAUUGGUUUCGGUAACCGGGUUGAGCACAAUGGGACACAACUUAAAUGCAAUAUUUCUAAUAUUUUAAAUAAAUUAAUAAAUUAUAGUGUUUUUUUUACACCAUUAAAAGACACAUAUCAACCACAUCAUUCCAAAAAAAUAAAAGUAAAUAAAUAACACUCAUUUUAACUAUAUUUGACAUACAAUUUGGUCAUUAACAAGAUGGGACAAGGAAAAAUAGCUGUUUUAAGGUGUUUGCUUGAAUUUUAAUAUAUUUUUUUAAUAUUAUUUUUUAAAAUGUAUAUUAGCAAUUUAUUUUAAGACGGCUUCAUUGUAGACAGCAAGUACAUUUGUUCAGUAUUCUGAGCAUUCUGAGCAUCUGCUCUUUGAAAAUUUGUGGCCGGGACAGAAAAUGUCUUCCAAUACUGGAAUGUCCCAUCUGUAAUGGAAACCAAUACAAAGUAUUAAAUCCUGAUGGAAUAUGGAACAAAACACACCUCACUUGUGUUUGCAUUUGUAAUGGAAAUCAUAGACCUUAUUCAUGCUAGCGUCAUCUUUGAUUUUGAAUGGGAAUAACAGCGAGGCUGUGAAUAGACUUACAGUCUCUUCAAUGGGCUGUACAGCAGUUUAAAGUGUUUUUGGAUUGUUUCCAGAAAAAAACAUUGAUAAAAUAUCUGGCCAAGAACAUUCAGUAUACAAAGAACUCCAGACAACAUGAGUUGUGGAAAAUCAGAUGUGAUCUAGCAGCUUUAUACUGAUCAUGACAUUGAAGAGCCUGUAAGUCUAUCCCUCACAGCUUCGUGAUGACGCUAGAGUGAAUAAGGUCUAUUAGAAUUUCUAUUGUUUUGGGGGGUUUUCAGCAGGGAAUUACACUUCAGAUGAUGAUAGUAGUUAUUAAGACCUCUCAGUGUCAGCAUAAGUAUGUAGGCAUAAUGUUAUAACCAGUCAAUAAUGGAACACAUGAGGUCACUGUAGAAACAAAGUGUAGGCCUACAUAGUGCUAAUACAUUUUUCUUCCUAAAUUUUGAAUACAUUGUAAGUCGCUUUGUAUAAAAGCUGCCAAAUGCAUAAUUGAAAUUGUAGAAAGGUAUGAGCGAUGGGUCUAGAUGCAGCUAAUGAACUUUAGACUUUAGCUAUUCUAAAUGAGGAUGUUACUUCUAUAGUUAUUAUGUUAACCCUCCUAUUGCGUUCAAAAUCUGCAUACACUUUUUGCAUUUGCGGGUCAAUUUUGACCCGGUGGAGUUUUAAGCUUAUAAAACAUUUGUAAUCCAAUUGUUUUCAUCAAAAACCAUAUUGUAGCUCAUUGUUAACUUCUUAGCUGUUCAUAAAUGUAAAAAGAUCUAUAUUUUUGGCAUGUUAACUGAAGUUGUUAUUAUGUAUGAUGUCAGUUUUUUUAUUAAAAAAAAAUGUGAUAUUCUUUAACAUUUCAAAAUAUACAUUAACUACAGCCAAACCAGUGUGAUACAUGUGAAGAUAUCUUUUUUAUCAAGGUUUAUAUAAAAUUUCAUUUGAAUAUAACAUUGCAUUAAAUUUAUAUAAAUAUUUAAAUUGAGAGUUUCUAGUAAUUCUCCUGUUAACUUCCAUAUUAAUUAAUUGCUCAGUACUGCUGAAAAACAACUCAUUUGACUACUCAGUAGUCAAAAUCUACGCAACCAAAUAAUUUUUUUUCCAACCAAACAACAUCGAAACAAGUAUACAACAUGAUUACACAACAUAUGUACUUGUAUACAAUGUUUUUAAACUAAAUUUACUCUGUUUAAGGCAUGAACUUAAAGUGUGAUUAUGCUGCAAGCUGGUUCAUUAUCAGAUCAGUCUGUACAGAAUGGUAGAGUAAAAUGUAGACUUUUCUCCCUUCAUCCCUAAUUCAGACUAUGUAUGCUUGAACUUUUGCUCUUGCCACACCUCCCUUUAGGAAGUUUUUCCUUUGAUAUAGAUUAUUUGUUAUGUUGGUUAAUCUAUUUUGUCAGUUCUGUGUGCGAGUGUGCGUGAAACUGUAUGUGUGUGUGUGUGCAUGUUUGUAAACAAAAUCAAAAUUGACCUGGGAACGCAAAAAAUUUAACAGUUUUAUAAAAAUGGUUACAUCUCUUAAAUAAUUUCUUUUAAAAAUCUGAAAAAAUAAAUAAAUAAUAAUUAUGUUCAUUUUGUUAGUCUUGACAAAGUUUGGUUCUCGUACGAAAAACUAUGUGGUAAGCUAUAUAAAAAUCAUGAUUUAACUCAACCGGGUCAAAAUGACCCAAAUGCAAUAGGAGGGUUAAGCUAAUAACAACAUAUUUAAACUAACCCUAACAAUCAUUAGCCACCCCCAUGCUUCACGGUUGGGAUGGUGUUCUUCGGUUUGCAAGCCUCAUCCUUUUUCCUCCAAACAUAACGAUGGUCAUUAUGGCCAAACAGUUCAAUUUUUGUUUCUUUAGACCAGAGGACAUUUCUCCAAAAAGUAAGAUCUUUGUUCCCAUGUGCACAUGCAAACUGUAGUCUGAUUUUUUUAUGGCGGUUUUGGAGCAGUGGCUUCAUCUUUGCUGAGCAGCCUUUCAGGUUAUGUCGAUAUAGGACUCGUUUUACUGUUGAUAUAGAUACUUGUUUACCUGUUUCCUCCAGCAUCUUCACAAGGUCCUUUACUGUUGUUCUGGGAUUGAUUUACACUUUUCACACCAAACUACAUUCAUCUCUAAGAGACAGAAUGCGUCUCCUUCCUGAACGAUAAGAUGGCUGCAUGGUCCCAUGGUGUUUGUACAGAUAAACGUGGUACCUUCAGGCAUUUGGAAAUUUCUCACAAGGAUGAACCAGAUUUGUGGAGGUCCACAAUUUUUUUCUGAGGUCUUGGCUGAUUUCUUUUGAUUUUCCAAUGAUGUCAAGCAGAGGCACUGAGUUUGAAGGUAGGCCUUAAAAUACAUCCACAGGUACACUCCAACUGACUCAAAUUAGCCAAUUAGCCUAUAAGAAGCUAAUUGGCUAAUUGUCUAAAGGCCUGACAUAAUCUUCUGGAAUUUUCCAGAAGCUGCUUAAAGGCACAGUUAACUUAGUGUAUGUAAACUUCUGACACACUGGAAUUGUGAUAUAGUCAAUUAAAAGUUAAACAAUCUGUCUGUAAUCAAUUGUUGGAAAAAUUACUCAUGUCAUGCACAAAGUAGAUGUCCUAAACAACUUGCCAAAACUAUAGUUUGCUAAUAUUAAAUCUGUGGAAUGGUUAAAAAAAUUAGUUUUUAUGACUUCAGCUUUAGUGUAUGUAAACUUCUGAUUUCAACUGUACAUGACCAUCUGCUCUUUGUGCUUAGUUGUAAUGAAUAAUUUCCUCUAAAAUUGUAAAUGCUCCAUUGUUCCUGAUGUGUCAUUUUGUAAGUUUGCAAGUUGAUUUGUACUCAUAAGAAGUUUUUUUUAUGGUCUGAAAAAUAUAUGGAUUCUAUUGUACACUUUUGGGAUUAGAAAUAAAAAUAAAAAAAAGAAGAUUUUCCAUAAUCUAUUGCUCGUUGCACCCAACUUGUGAAUUCAUGUUUAUUUAAUGGAUUUCAAUUCAUUUGGGUCAUGACCCUCAGGAUCAUCAAUGGUAGAGUUUUCUUGGGUCAGCAGGGGGGUCAAAAGGUGGUUAAAAUGUGGAUUCACUUGUUUGCAUUAUGUUCCCGUGACAACACAUCCUGUGCAGUGAUCUUAGACGUGUAUCCCUCUCAGUAAGGUGCAGCAGACCAUUGUUCCAUUAACCCCUGGCCAAAUAUUGCCAAGUUACACCGAUUUGACGCAGUCAUUUCAAGGUGGUUUAGUGAGCACAGGUCAAACAAACUUUGAUGCCAGUUCAUGAAUCACAGUGAUGAACAAUGAAAAAGAGGAGAGUAAAACAAAAGAAUUAGAAUAUGAUUCAUCAUUCAUUGCAACUUUUUGCUGUUGCCCAUGGCCCGUAAAAAGCCACACCUUCAUCCAUGAUGGAAUGCCUCUGGAUAAAAGCUCUUCAAAUGAAACUUUACACUUCAUUCACCAUCAGUACCACUCUACACAAGAGGCUCACAGUGACUUCAGAUUCACCCAGAGGAAUACUUAAUUAUUCAGUGAAUUUGAGCUGAUUUUUGAGACUUUGGUGUUCGACAUCAUUCAGAAAUUGAGUUUCUUCAGGAUGGGGCGGACUGGGUUACUUUACACUGGGGCAGCAUUUUGCAUCAUGCUUUUUGUUGCAUCAAGUGCUCAGCCCAUCACCAUUUCAGAUAUUCUUCAAGCAAUCCAGUCAGCCCCAAAGAUCUACCCCAUGCCUACAUAUUUAUUCUCCCUCUGUGUGGAGAUCACCAACCGCAUCUUCAGUGACUCACUCCUCAACCCGGCCACUAAAGAGUACAAGCAGAUGUAUGCAGAGGUGGUUGGAGCUCUGGACAUUAUCUUUAAUUGCUCUUCCUGCGAGACAAGAAACACCUACAGAGGAGUGACAGGCAUGCGGUUCAGUAAGGGGUCUGUGAUCGCAAAUUGCACCAUAUCAUUUAAGACCAUUUUUAUCAACAACAUUGUGGUCAAAAAUUUGUUUCUUUCGGCCAUUGAAAAAAAUCCUCAACCAAACGGGCUUGAAUUGAACAAACAGUUCACCGGUGAAACAGUCACACCUAUUUGGUAUUAUCCAAAGACAGAAGCUUCAACAACUUCUAUGUCUAGAACAACUCACUCUGCAACAACUCAUUCUGCAAUCAAGGACAUAGGUGGGGCCAGCAAAAUGCCAGCAGGAACUACAUCUUCCACAUCAAAAGAAUCUUCUGGGCAACAUACCACCACCAAACGGGGAAGUGGCACUCAGCCCGUCGUCCUGCCCAUUGCCACUGACCCACUGAUGCACCACAAUUAUUAUGGGGUUCCCGGUUGGGCCAUUGCUUUGCUGGUGCUGGCUUGCAUCAUUCUACUGCUUCUCCUCAUCCUCAUUAUAUUACUGAUAUGUUGUUGGUGCUGCAGGAGGAAACACAAAAAGGAAGAAACUACAAAGCUGACAGAACCUGCACCUUAUGAGAGAACGUCUUUUAAAGAACAUCUCGCCAAUCCCCCAUACAAUCCACACGCUCUCCAGAAGGACCAAAACCUCCCAGUCUUUCAGGGCGAACCGGGGGGGCAACCGCCCAGGGAUGUAUAUGCUGAACCCAGGCAGAUGUUAACCAGGACACCACUGUAAUAGAGAGCCAUGGAGAAACAGAUGCAUAUGAAGGUUCAGAAUGGUACAGAAGAUGCUGGACUCUUCUGCAAUGGUUCUGCAAUGUGGACCUUGUAAAGUGUCAUCAUUACCAUGUAGAAAAUAAAGUAUUAUACUCAGCUAUUACAAUGAAUGUACUGCUUUUGAAAUAUUUAUUGCUGUAUUAUUUAUAAAGCACAAAUAUGGGAAUUAUGGGUCUGUGAUCUUUUGCUUCUUAAUGUGUAGGGGAUACAGGGGCUACCUGUCACACUAUUUACUCCAGUGAUUUUUUCACAGGCAAGGUUUAUUUUUUAGUUUUGUUUUGUUAGUUUUGUUUAGUAUUUUUAUAAAGAAGUCGUGCUACACAGCAUAUUUGAAAUUAAAAUAUAUUAGGCAAUUUCAAAGCUUUCCAGCAUUAUUUAAAUAGUAAAGCAAUUAUGAAGCACAAUUAAUUUUGUAAAACUAAAAUGAUAUAUGAUUUAAAAGUUAACAAACAGAAAUAGAAAACCAUUGUUUUAGCCAACAGAAACUGCAAUUAAUAAAUUGGCAAAUAAAUAUUUAUGUGGUAACUUAUCCUGACCUGACCUGAGACCAUAGUUCUACCUUUCUGUUAGAAUUUACCUUCAUAAUAGAACUGACCAUUUCCUUAAUGAAUCAAAGUAUGGUUUUAGUGUGUUCACUUGUUUACCCAUGAUCUGCAACAAAAAUAUGAAGAGUAGAAUUCAAAUUCUGAACUAUAAGUGUUUGAAAUCAGCCUACAAACAUCACUGCUAGAGAAAAUAAGCAUUAAUGUAAUGAAGUUUUGACUUUAAAACACUUACUGAUAUUUAGCCCUUGUGAAAAUUUCCCAAAUAUGACAACUAGCCCCAGUCUCCCCAAUAUAUUAACUCUUAUAUACAGUAACUCUUGCCUAAGUAAGCCUCAUGUACAGGCUGUGGUUAAAGAGUAGAGCUCUUUAAUUCACAAGGCUCAUCUGACUGAGGAAUUUAAAGGCUAUAUUUUUGAUACUAUAAGCAGUGGUCUACUUUUUUGUAUCUCCUGAUUUCAAGGCAUUAAAUGUCAUGCCAUUUGUAUUGCAUUCAUAUUGUCAUAAACACUCAUGUAUACUUUCUGUGGGAAAAUCUGUUGAGAUAUGUUAUCAAGCAACUUACAAAAUUCUGAAAUACCAUAUUACCAAUUAAAAAUGUAUUCAUCAUAGCAACACUUAAUA